UCAACAUGAGGAUUGAGAAAUGUUACUUCUGUUCCGGGCCGAUCUACCCGGGCCACGGCAUGAUGUUCAUCCGCAAUGACUGCAAGAUGUUCCGAUUCUGCAAAUCCAAGUGUCAUAAAAACUUCAAGAAGAAGUGGAACCCACGCAAGGUCAGGUGGACUAAAGCCUUCUGGAAAGCAGCUGGCAAGGAGCUCACCGUGGACAACUCAUUUGAAUUUGAAGAACGUAGAAAUGAACCUGUGAAAUACCAGCGAGAGCUCUGGAGUAAAAUCAUUGAUGCAAUGAAGAGGGCUGAAGAGAUCAAGCAGAAAAGCCAGGCUAAGUUUAUAAUGAACAGGUGGAAGAAAAACAAAGAGCUACAGAAGGUUCAGGACACCAAAGAAGCCAAGCAGAGCAUCGAUCUUAUCUGGGCUCCUCUUGCAGGCAAAGGAAAGCAGCUGGAAGAAAAAAUGGUCCAGCAGUUGCAGGAGGAUGUGGACAUGGAGGAUGCUUCCUAAUGGUGCCUCCUGCAACCCGCCCUGGGCACAGUGGAAACCAGUGGAGACUGUCAGUCCCUAAGUUACUGAUUGGUUACAUAAGGUCCCUCAGACAAAGGUGUUUCACGAGCUUCCCUCUUAUACUGCAGCCUGUAGAAGCAUCCAUUGUGGGUGUUAGAUCUCAGCUCAAUGUUCUGCCUCACUGUGCUAUGCUCACAUAAACACAAAGGUUUGUGUGUAGAUGAAGGCAAGAACUCUGGGCAUCACAUGGUUCGAGUUGUUGCUUAAUGGCACCAGGCAAAAUUUCUGUGCUGACUGUCUUGCUAGUGUGAAAUCUGUCGUGAUGUAAUAUUUUCCUUGCACUAGGACAGUCUGUUUAUUAGGGUCAUUGAAGCAGAGGUUGCAACAAGGAACUAACCAUUCUCAGGACAACCUCAGUCUCUUGCUUUGCUUUAGUCUGGUUAGUAGCUUCUUAGAGUUGCAUGCUGGCCGCAUACAAUGCUACAAGGCAGCUGAAUUAGGCUGGGCUGUCUGCCCUGCUUCAGCCAUUCCAAUAGGCGGCCUGUGAGGGUGGGGGUGGGACGUGGUUG
This is a messenger RNA of Peromyscus californicus insignis, 1066 nucleotides long. RefSeq names its product probable ribosome biogenesis protein RLP24. Gene Ontology annotation, cellular component: nucleolus. NCBI's taxonomy places the organism in Eukaryota, Metazoa, Chordata, Mammalia, Rodentia, Cricetidae. Gene Ontology annotation, biological process: ribosomal large subunit biogenesis. The coding region runs from base 6 to 497 and encodes 163 amino acids. The transcript has a single exon. The record is from RefSeq and is a predicted model, not a curated record.